This is a messenger RNA of Closterium sp. Naga37s-1, 1047 nucleotides long. NCBI's taxonomy places the organism in Eukaryota, Viridiplantae, Streptophyta, Zygnematophyceae, Desmidiales, Closteriaceae. The record is from the annotation of a GenBank genome assembly.
AUGGUGCGCCAGUCGCAGUGCGCGCAGCUGGUCGUGCGGCCCGCCGAUGGCGCCGUGACUUGCGCCAGCCGAGGCGCGGAGAGGGUGCUGCGCGCAGAAAAGGGGCGGCUGGAGGGGAACCCACACUCACCCUCCACCCCCCUUCCCUCCAACUCUCUUACACGCUCCCUCUGCCGCUCCGCCUUUGUCCUCCUCCCUGUCAUCCGUUGCCCCUUCCCUCAGAGCUCCUUUCUUGGAAUGGCGGGUAGUGCGUUGCCUUUGGACACGUGGCGGCAUCUCGUUGGCCAGCUGGAGAGCGGCAGUGUGGACGUGGCACAUCCGCGCACAGGCGCGCAGUGGCUGUACCGCUGGAUGGUGGGGCGAGAGAAGCGCGCAGGGGGGAAGGGGAAGGGCGCAAAGGGGGAGGGGAAGGGCGCUGUGGGGGAGGAGGGGGAAGAGCGCGAGGAUAAGGGAGAGGGGAGGGAGGAGCGUGAGGAGAGGAAGGAGCGGAGGGAGGAGGAGGCGGAGGAGGAGGAAAACAAGGAGAGGCAGCAGCAGCAGCAGCAGCAGCAGCAGCAGCAGCAGCAGCAGCAGCAGCAGCAGCCACAGCCGCAAGGCCAGAGGCAGCAGCAGCAGCAGCAGGGUCAGCAGGGGCUGGAGCAGCAGGAGCAGCAGGAGCAGCAGGGGCAGGAGAGGGAGUGGUUGGUGGCGGUGUGCAUUCAAUUCUUUGAAGUUGGGCCGUGCAAAGACCUGGUCAUAACAGGUGUGCUCUCCUUCCCUGUCUUUGCUAUCGCCUGCUCUGCUCUUCUCUCACCCCGCCUGCUCUGCUCUUCUCUCACCCCGCCUGCUCUGCUCUUCUCUCACCCCGCCUGCUCUGCUCUUCUCUCACCCCGCCUGCUCUGCUCUUCUCUCACCCCGCCUGCUCUGCUCUUCUCUCACCCCGCCUGCUCUGCUCUUCUCUCACCCCGCCUGCUCUGCUCUUCUCUCACCCCGCCUGCUCUGCUCUUCUCUCACCCCGCCUGCUCUGCUCUACUCUCACAUCGCCUGCUCUGCUCUUCUCACACCUGA